CAGGACGACUCCACCACUCCCUGACUCCCGUUUUCCGGAGUUUAGUCUUUUAACUUGAUUUUUUUUCGGGAUGUUCAGAUGAAAAAGUAGCAUCCAGCUAACUUUUAGAAACUCUGUCUCUUUUUCUGUUUCAGGGCAGGAGGAGACUUAACAAUGCUGUCAAAGGUCAUUUUUCUAUGCCUCCUGUAUGGAGCAGUCGCACAAUAUAGAGAAGCGCUGGUUGCCCCCACACCAGAAUGCAACAAAAAGAUUGAGUGUCCGAUCCAGCUGUAUUUUGUAAUCGACACUUCGGAGACCAUCGCCCUGCAGGAACCCCCACCGGGUAGCCUGGUGGAGAGCAUCAAGGAGUUCACCAAGGCCUUUGUCGGGAGGCUGGAUGACGAGGAUUACAGGGGCACGGUGCAGCUCAUCUGGUCUUUUGGCGGACUGCACUUCUCCCAGCGGCAGGUGGUCUUCAGCCAGAUCUCCAGCAAGGACAACUUCAUACGGGGUCUGGAUAGCAUCAUUUACCUGGGCAAAGGCACUUACAUCGACUGCGCCCUCGCCAACAUGACCGCAGAGAUGCGACACAUCACCCCCGCACCCAAGACCGUCCGAUACGCCGUGGUGAUCACUGACGGUCACGAGACGGGACACCCCUGCGGCGGGAUCAAGGUGACAGCCGAGAGGGCAAGAGAUGAGGGGAUCAAGAUAUUUGCUGUGGCGGCGACCGCGAAGUUGGAGGAAACUGGGAUGAGGGAGAUUGCCAACACUCCGGCAGAAGUGUACCGAAAUGCUUUCUUAGCAGUUGACAUCGACGGAUCUCCACGGGUUGUAACCGAAACCAUUGAUCGUAUCAUCAAAACCAUGAAACAUCAGGCCUAUCAGGAGUGCUAUUCAGUAAGGUGUUUGGAAACUCCUGGACCCCCUGGACCGCCAGGCCACAGAGGAAAUAAGGGAGCUAAAGGAGAUAAUGGUGAUCCUGGCCCAAAAGGUGAAAAAGGUAGACAGGGUGACCCUGGUAUUGAAGGUCCUAUCGGCCAUCCUGGUCCAAAAGGUGAACGUGGUCUCAAAGGUGAUAAGGGUGACAUUGGAUCUGAGGGCAAGAAGGGCGUAGCUGGUCUUUCAGGACGGAAUGGGACUGAUGGUCAAAAGGGAAAAAUUGGUCGCAUUGGAGCACCAGGCUGCAAAGGGGACCCGGGUGACAAGGGUCCUGAUGGCUAUCCUGGGGAUGUCGGCGAAGGCGGGCCACCUGGAUUGGAUGGAGAGAAGGGAGAUCCUGGCCGCCCUGGGAGACCAGGUCCCCCCGGCCCAUCUGGAGAGCCUGGCCCUAAGGGUGAAAGAGGAAGCCCAGGAUCACCUGGUAUGCCUGGUGAAAAAGGAGCUCAGGGACCAAAUGGGGGAAUUGGACCAAAAGGCGAACCUGGGAGAAGGGGAGACUUUGGACAAAAGGGAAAACAGGGACCACCUGGAGGGAAAGGAGAAAAGGGUGAACCUGGGCCCGAGGGACAGAGGGGGCUUCCUGGAGAAGUCGGAAGCAAAGGAGCCAAGGGAGACAAUGGUUUGCCUGGGCCGCGUGGCCCCCCGGGAGAUCCUGGAGCACCAGGGAGAAACGGCACACAGGGAGACCCUGGUGAUGUUGGACCAAGGGGAGAUCCAGGCCCUGCUGGACCCAAGGGUGACCCAGGAAGACCUGGAUUCAGUUAUCCUGGACCAAGAGGACCAACGGGUGAUCGGGGUGACAAAGGAAACCCUGGACCUCGAGGGAGCAGAGGCGACUGUGGGCAGAAAGGAGAGCCUGGCCAGAAAGGAACUCCAGGUGAAUCGGGAGAACCAGGGCCUUUUGGUGAACCUGGUCCAAGAGGGCCCAGAGGAGACCCCGGAAUAGAUGGUGACCCUGGACCAGAGGGUGACCCCGGACUUACUGAUUGUGAUGUCAUGAACUAUAUCAGAGAAACCUGCGGCUGCUGUGACUGUGAGAAGCGCUGCGGAGCUCUGGACAUCGUCUUUGUGAUUGACAGUUCGGAGAGCGUGGGGCUCACCAACUUCACUCUAGAGAAGAACUUUGUCAUCAACACCAUCAACAGACUGGGCGCCAUCGCCAAGGACCCCACUUCUGAGACAGGGACUCGUGUGGGUGUGGUGCAGUACAGUCACAACGGCACCUUCCAGGCCAUCCAACUCAACGACUCGAAGAUCGACUCUCUGGCUGCAUUCAAAGAUGCGGUCAAGAGGCUGGAGUGGAUCGCGGGGGGCACCUGGACGCCGUCCGCCCUCAAGUUUGCCUACGACCAGCUGAUCCGGUACAGCCGGCGCGCCAACGCCAAAGUCAACGUGGUGGUGAUCACAGACGGCCGCUUCGACCCCCGCGACGACGACACCUUGCUCCGGUACCUCUGCAACGACAACAGCGUGGACGUCAACGCCAUCGGCAUCGGGGACAUGUUCUCCCAGCCGGAGGAGGAUGAGAACCUGAAGUCCAUCACCUGCGAUAAGAGCAACCGCGUCAUGGGCAUGCGGCGCUUCGCCGACCUGGUGGCCGAGGAGUUCAUCGACAGGAUCGAGGACGUUCUCUGCCCAGACCCUGUAACAAUUUGUCCUGACCUCCCCUGCAAAACCGAACCGGCUGUGGCCAACUGCGUCCAGCGACCCGUGGAUCUGAUUUUCCUGUUGGACGGCUCAGAGAGGAUCGGGGCGAGCAACUUCCGGCGCGCCCGCGAGUUCGUGGAGAGCGUGGCGCGGCGCCUGACGCUGGCGCGGAGCGACAGCGACGACAUGCACGCCCGUGUGGCGCUGCUCCAGUAUGGCAAUGAGAACGAGCAGCGUGUGGCCUUCCCGCUCUCCCGCAACCUGAGCGUCAUCAUCGACGGCCUGGCGCGCAUGGCCUACAUGGACUCCGCCUCCAACGUGGGCACCGCCAUCAUGCACGCCGUCAACAACGUCAUCAUGGGCCGCGGCGACCAGGGCGGCCGCCUGGCCCGCCGCAACGCCGAGCUGUCCUUCGUCUUCAUCACGGAUGGCGUCACGGGCAGCCAGAGCCUGGAGGAGGGCAUCAGCGCCAUGCGCCGGGUGGAGGGUGUCCCCACGGUGAUCUCCAUGGGCAACGAUGUGGACGAGGAGAUUUUGAGGAAGCUGGCGCUGGGGGACCAGUCGGCCAUAUUCAGGGGGCAAGACUUCUCACACCUCUCGAGACCCAGCUUCUUCGAGCGCUUCAUCAGGUGGAUAUGUUAAAGAGGAUCCGAUUCGGUGCUGGGAGCGGGGGGGGUUGGGGGCAGGCUUCGUGCUACACGUUUAAUUUUACACAGAUGUCUGUUUAAAAUAGUUGUCUGUAUUGUUUUUUUUGUUUUGUUUCAUUUUUUUUCUCUUUUUUUGUGCAGAAGGGCUGUCUGGGGUCUUUAAAAUCAAAUAAUUUAGUAUUUACAUCAAGAUGCUAACAUAGAGGAACUCUUGAGUUUUACCUGUAUAUCUCUGUAAGAAACAUUAGUGAAUUGCACAUAAUUCAUUUGGCAAGGGGAGCCUGUGGGGUUUUUUUUUAUAACAUAUGUUUCAAUUGGCCAAGGGUUAACAAAUCUCAUUGUUCCAUUGUUUUUGAAACUUUAUUUCAUUACAGAAUUACUCAGCUGAGAUCAGUUGUUUCUACUUAACUUCUCAUGGCAAAGCUCUUAUUAGCCUGGCAAAGAACAAGUGAAUUAUCAGAUAGUUCAUAGUAUCCAUGCACUGAAACAGACCAGUCAUGCUGUAGUUUUUAAUCUGCAAUCAAAAGGGAGCUGUUUUGGUGCAGAGCAGUAUAUUCACACACAUCAGAAUGUAAUGGAGUCCUGUCAAGCAACAUCAAAUAAAGGGUGUGCACAGUGUUGGCACAGUAAUGUGAACACAGUAAUUAUGCCUACACUGAAACUACACGGAUAUGCACGCCCACUCAAUGGUGCUUCAGUAUGGCAGAUAUUAUUUGUCACUUUUUUUUCCUCGCACUUUCAAUGUGGAUUUAAUAAUCAUGGAAAUUGCAACUUCUUGUGAUUUGAGCGUUUUUCUUUCUGAUGCCUCUGGACACCCAUGGAACAAACCGUUGACGUAAGAUUCCAGAUGUAAGAUCAAUAAAAUGAG
This is a messenger RNA of Megalops cyprinoides (Indo-Pacific tarpon), 4083 nucleotides long. RefSeq names its product collagen alpha-2(VI) chain-like. The coding region runs from base 154 to 3210 and encodes 1018 amino acids. NCBI's taxonomy places the organism in Eukaryota, Metazoa, Chordata, Actinopteri, Elopiformes, Megalopidae. The record is from RefSeq and is a predicted model, not a curated record. The transcript has 28 exons.